AUGGCUGGAGUCGUGGCAGUACUGGUGGCCCUGGCGUUAGGGGCCCAGGCUGAGAAGGCCCCUGUUGGGUUCGGAGGCGGCUUUGGAGGCGGUGGCUACGGUGGUGGAGGCUUUGGAGGUGGCGGCUUCGGUGGCGGUGGUGGCGGAGGCUACGGCGGUGGCGGCUGUAUACCACAAGUGCACUACAAGACCCACUACAGGAACCAGCUUAACGAGGUGCCCGUGUACAAGACGGUGAUCAGCAAGAAACUGGUACUAGAGCCGUACACGGAUUACAUCUACAGUACCAUCUACAAGGAGAACACCCUCUACCUCACCAAGACGGACUACGUCACCAACACCGACUACCUUACCAGGGUGACCCACAAGCGAUACACGGAGACACUGUCGGAAGUACUCUACCUGCCCGACUACACCACAGUCACGCAGGACGUGACACAGUACCAACCGGUACUGCUGACCAAGCACGUCUACACCACUCAGAUCGCCCCCUACGCCAUCACCACCACUCAGGUCGAAACCGUCUACGACACGAUCACCAAGGAAACCGUCAUAGCGCACCAGAGCGAAGUGCCGGUGUUGAAGGCCCUCACCAUCACCAGAACCACCACCAAGUACCACAAUAUCGUCGUCACCGCUACGAAGAUCCCGUACGGUGACGAUAACCAAGAUAUCGUUCUCGUCACCAGUAGCAUCAUCAAAUACAAGCCAUCGUACGUCACCAAAGCGUACUAUCAAACACAGUACAUCACCACCACGAACAUUGAGAGAGUACCAUUAUACGUGACCAAAACGGUCGGCUUCGGCGGUGGAUACGGCGGCGGUGGAUUCGGUGGCGGUGGCGGCUUCGGUGGCGGUGGCGGCUUCGGUGGCGGUGGCGGCUUCGGUGGCGGUGGCGGCUUCGGAGGCGGUGGAUACGGCGGUGGCGGCUUCGGCGGCGGUGGGAAAAUCAUCCCAAAGCUCAAGCCCUGCUUACCUGUCACAAAGAUUGUUACGAAGGGCAAGCUGGUCGACCAUUAUGUGCCCAUCUACAAGACUGAGAUCAAGCCGAUCGUGGUACCCACUACCUUCUACGAGACCAACUACCUUACCAAGUACAACGUCGUUACCAAACUCAUCUACACCACUAUCUACGAUAAUCACAUCGAGUACGACUCUUCCGUGGCAGUUGGGACCCAUUACGUGAGUGUGACGGACAUCCAGCAGGUACCAGCCGUCACCACCGUCACCAACAUCGACCUACAAGUGGUGCCAUCUACAGUGACCAACAUCAAGGGCGUGACGGUAAGCUCGGCCACCGUCCUCGCCGACACCAUCUACUUCACCAAGACUAUUACCAAGCAACCCAUCUUCACCGCCACGGAGAAGGUGCCCUUUCCGGUAGUUACCACCGAGUACGCAGUCGUCACGGACACGAAGAUCGUCGCCGACACUGUUUACGUAACCGUUCCGCUUAAGAAGCCUCCUCCAGUAACAUCUAUCAUCACUAAAACAGAUGUGCAUUACACUCCAGUAGUCGUCACUACCACCAUCUUCUCCACCGUCUACGACACGGUGGUGGAGCGCCAGCAGGUGCCUUAUACCGUCGUCGUGUCAUUCCCCUGUGCCGCCGACAGCAGUGCGGUGGGCAGUGGCGCUGCUGCAGGCUUUGGCUUCAGCGACGCCAUAGCGAAAGAGGCUGGUGUGGCGGCUGCAGGUGUUGGAUUGACGACGGCAGGGGCUGGUGUAUUGGCAGCAAAUGCUGGAAGCCAAGGUCUUUCUCUCCUCUCGUCUCACGGCGACAGCUCUGGUGACAGUUAUUCGUCUUUAUAACAAAUGGCGCCAUUAAGCCGUUCUCUCUGUGUCCUGCUUGCCGGGCGCGGUCAAUGAGUCCGCUCCUGGCAGGUCGUUCUUACUGCAAGGCAAAAGUGCUUUGCCUUCAAUAUACAGUGAUUUGAUAAACAUACAUGACUUUCUCGAGAAGGAUAAAUAAGACUUGCAGAGUCUUAACAAGUGAUGUCCACGAGGGUAAUCAGACUUGUUCAAAGUUUAGCGAGUCCCCGUAGGUAGUAAGACGUGCCAAGUCUUACGUGUUCGUGGGUAAUAAAGACUUACCUUAAGGUGCUUCCGGGGCUUAGUGUCCCCCGCGGCCCGGUCGUCGACCACUCAUGCUAAGUCUAAUGAACCGUUUUUCAACGGGAGUGUAGCGGCACUCAAAGGCGUUGCUAAGGACCCACAAAGGUGCUCCAGGAAGUCGGGGGCAAAGGCGAAAAAAAUUUACAAUAAAAAUUAGCGUCUGGGUAAAUUUUAGCGGUGUAAAUGUUUCGUCAGACACCAUCACCGUCACUGUGUUGGUCUCGAUUGUUUCAAGCGCGGGUUGGACAAGUAUAUGAGUGGGAUUGGGUGGUUAUAGAUAGGAGCUGCCUCGUAUGGGCCAAUAGGCCUUCUGCAGUUACCUUUGGUCUUAUGUCUUGAGCCGCCUGUUAAUACCAUUGGGUGUUGUUAUUCAGUGUUUAAUUCGCUUUAUCGGACACAAAGCGUUAUACGACAAAGAGUGCUGGGAAGACGGGACACCACGAGCGUAGCUCUCGUCCUUUAACUACACUUAGGUAAUUACGUAAUUACAGUAACCAUAUGCAUGCAUAUUGGUGUACCUCCUCUGGUGUGAUUGUAGGGACCCGUAGCCUCAGCGAAGAGAAUAACGAGCAUUUACAGAACAACGUGUUUGACUCGACAUACGUGAGUAUGCGCUUCUGCGCACGCGCGCUCUCUUGCUCUCUCUCACACACUUACGAUAUCAAUCUUCGGCUAUCCAGAGAAUCUAUCGAAUCUGAUGCUCCUACAGGAGAGGACAUCACAGAAAUCUAUCUGUGCCCUGUAUUUGCAACCGUUGCGACAGGUUCCAGUUAUCUUGAGGUUAUCUUGAGAUGAUUUCGGGGCUUUUUAGUGUCCCCGCGGCCCGGUCCUCGACCAGGCCUCCACCCCCAGGAAGCAGCCCGUGACAGCUGACUAACACCCA
Molecule: messenger RNA, 2998 nt
Organism: Procambarus clarkii (red swamp crayfish)
Lineage: Eukaryota; Metazoa; Arthropoda; Malacostraca; Decapoda; Cambaridae
Source: RefSeq, a predicted model, not a curated record